Messenger RNA from Eptesicus fuscus (big brown bat), 2203 nucleotides. RefSeq names its product fibroblast growth factor 11 (gene FGF11). The coding region runs from base 1 to 678 and encodes 225 amino acids. The record is from RefSeq and is a predicted model, not a curated record. The transcript is spliced from 5 exons. NCBI's taxonomy places the organism in Eukaryota, Metazoa, Chordata, Mammalia, Chiroptera, Vespertilionidae. Gene Ontology annotation, molecular function: fibroblast growth factor receptor binding; growth factor activity. Gene Ontology annotation, cellular component: cytoplasm. Gene Ontology annotation, biological process: positive regulation of gene expression; positive regulation of protein phosphorylation; animal organ morphogenesis.
AUGGCGGCGCUGGCCAGUAGCCUGAUCCGGCAGAAGCGGGAGGUCCGCGAGCCCGGGGGCAGCCGGCCGGUGUCGGCGCAGCGGCGCGUGUGUCCCCGCGGCACCAAGUCCCUUUGCCAGAAGCAGCUCCUCAUCCUGCUGUCCAAGGUGCGACUGUGCGGGGGGCGGCCCGCGCGGCUGGACCGUGGCCCCGAGCCUCAACUUAAAGGCAUCGUCACCAAACUGUUCUGCCGCCAGGGUUUCUACCUCCAGGCAAAUCCCGACGGGAGCAUCCAGGGAACCCCGGAGGACACCAGCUCUUUCACCCACUUUAAUCUGAUCCCCGUGGGGCUCCGUGUGGUUACCAUCCAGAGUGCCAAGCUGGGUCACUACAUGGCCAUGAAUGCUGAGGGGCUGCUCUACAGCUCGCAACAUUUCACAGCUGAGUGUCGCUUUAAGGAGUGUGUCUUUGAGAAUUACUACGUCCUGUACGCCUCUGCUCUCUACCGUCAGUGCCGUUCUGGCCGGGCCUGGUACCUAGGCUUGGACAAAGAGGGCCGAGUCAUGAAGGGAAAUCGAGUCAAGAAGACCAAGGCAGCUGCCCACUUUGUGCCCAAGCUCCUGGAGGUGGCCAUGUACCGGGAGCCUUCUCUCCACAGUGUCCCUGAGACUUCUCCUUCCAGUCCCCCUGCCCCCUGAAAUGUAGACCCUGGACUGGACACUCCUGCACUUGCACCGGUCUAGCCACCGCCACGGCCUGUCUCCCAGCCCUGCUCCUGGACCUGCUCUCACCCCAGCUGCCAUGCUCAUGCCCUGAGCAGCCAGGUCCCACCAGGUGCUCUUCCCUGAGGGAGCCUAGGAACCGCUGGAACCCUUAGACGCUUGGGCCUGAGAGGUGGAUGUUUGAAAAUGGUCCUGGCUGAUCACUUCUUUCCUUCCACACUUACACCCCCCGCAAAGCCUUUUCCUAAGACGGCACUGGGGGUUUCCAGACAGAGAACAGGACUCAAAUACUCCCCUCCCCAGGCUCAGCCAGUUCCUGGAGCCCUUUUCAUGGCCUCUGAGCCAUAGAUUUAUAGACCUACUGGAGCUCAGGAUUAGUGUCCUUUCCCUACUCCACCUUCUGCCUUGUUCUGAACAGGUUCUGCGACACCAGGCACCUCAGCCAGGGCCAUUUCUGCACUAAGGCUCUGUGCUGGAUCCACCAGGCUUCCUCAACCCAGACAGACCCCGGGUUUCCAAGUAGAGAGAGGCAGGAUGUGAGCCCUGUCCAGCUCUUGGCCUUGGCCUGAAUUGGGGCCAGUCUCAGAUUACUACAGGUUUAACUUUUUUUAUCCCAGAGACACCCAAUACUAGAGCAUGGUGUUCUAGACACAUAUGGAGCCAUACUUCCUUCUGAAUCUCAGCUCUAGAAUAUAGACCACGACUUUCCACCCUUCCCUCCAGGAUGGAACUGGGGCCUAUACAGCCAUAUUAUUACUCUAGAGUAAGUUCUAGACCCAUCCUCCCAACUUCUCUAGUGAUACCUAUUAAGGAUGAGUUCUGGAAAGGACCCAGCUAUUAUUCAAAAAGAACUAAGUCCUGGAUGAAUUAAGAACUACUUCUUAUUUUACUUAGAUAAUUUUCUAAAAAUCAUCCUCUUCCUCCUAGAGAAUGCUAACCUUAUUUUUACAUGCAGUUUAAUUCAGCUGGGGUCCAAGAAAAGAAAUCUGAAGAAGGGCUGAGAAGGAAUCCAUGGCUCAUUGUGGGGGAGCUAGGAUGGGGAAGGGGUCAAAAUCAUGACAUAAUUGGACCUGUGACUGGGUUUGGGGGACAUGAACACUUAGCUACCUCAGCAAGAAUUCCUUCCAGAUCCCCUCUAAAGCUGAGGUCUUUAGGGUAAUGGGUCUAAAAUAAAAAGAACAAAUAUGACAUAGACCUUACAGUAUACAGAUGAUGUGUUGUAGAACUGUGCACCUGAGACCUGUAUAAUUUUGUUAACUAGUGUCACCCCAAUAAUAAUAAAAAACAUUAUAUAGACUUCACCAUCCCAGUGAAGAUAACCCCAAUUCAGCAAUAAAUCCCACCACUCUCCCCUAAGUCGGGCCAAGGAGGGUGAGGGCCUCUCUUGGGUUCCAGACCUCAUAUAACCCCAGAGCUUCUAACGGAAUAGAACUUGCUUUACUUUACAGCUUAUAACCUCAGCUGUGUUUUAGGUACCUAAAAAGGGCCUGACUAGAUUCUU